CGAAGUGCUCAUAGGGCGAUUCAUGAAUCGAUUGCUGGGUUUGCGCGGAAUACUUCAAGAUUCUUGGCAACGUAUUACCCAGCAACACAUUUUGGAACAUUCAUCAGGCUCAUUGUGACCAUAGAGACCCAUGCGUUCCAAGUCAAUCGUUCUUUGAAACUGUAUAAUGCAAAAUUUUACUAACAGCGCAUUCGACUCGCAACCAGAAAUUGAGCCGAAGCCAUUUGAAGACAGCUUCGACAAACGAGGAAAGGCACUAAAAGUACGAGUUGCAGCCGCGCUGCUUUUCGAUGGACACAUGUAUCCGUCAAAGCGAGUACGGUAUAAUGUCGAGGAUACCAAGGGAAAGCAAAGUCACAUUCCAUGCCACGCGCCCAGAGGAUUGAAAAGAGGCGGAAGUGGUGACACCACACGAUCAGAUAAUUCAAUUCUGAAUACCCCAUCGACUACAGAUGACCCGAAGAAAGCCAUUGCAUCGAUGCUCGAACAAACUCAUGGUAACGCAAAGCUUAAAGAAAAUGAAAGUCAACACGGUUUCGACAUGAAAACGGUUGCUGACAUUGACGAACUAUCGGGCGAGGCUGGAGUCGAUGGAAGUACUUUGGGGAAGGGCCGGCGAUCCUUCCCGGAGCAGCUCUUGCAUCUUCUUGAAGACGGAUCUGCGGCCGAAGCAGCAUGGUGGCUACCGGGAGACACCGCAUUUGCAGUAGAACCGUUCCUUUUCCAAGAAAAAGUGUUAGACAUCUAUUUCCAAAGAUCUAAGUUCGAAAGCUUUAUCAGGAAGCUGAAUUGAUGGGGUUUCAAACGGAUGUCCGGAAAACACAUUCCUAAGGACUCGGUAGCUUUCCAUCACAAAUUAUUCCGCAAAGGUCAACCUGAACAAGUGAAAAAGAUGAGAAAUAGCCAGCGCAGGGAUGUUCCGCCGAUUCCAAGAGAGGAGCUGAAUCCAGUUUUCGAAGCGCCGAAAACUCUCAAGCAUGACACUUGCCGUCAAAGUACAGCAAGUGGUGGUACGGCUGAUUUCUUGAGAUUUCUCGCUAAUUCUCAGGAAGUCGGAGUGCGGAUCUCUGAAAUCAAACAGAUUCGUCGAAUGCUGGGACGUCCAACUCUGCCAGUAGAGACUCGAAUCCAGCAUCCUUUACUAUCACUUCACGCGUUCUCGUCAUUUUCCUCACAUGUGCAGGAGCUGGGAUCGCAACUCAGUACACUCCAACAGAUGGAUCUGCACCGUCAGCUACUUGUCGCGGACAGCAACCUGAUGCAUUGGCAAAGCGAACAGGCUCACAAUAAUGAGAAUCAAGCUUUGCAGAUCCAGAAUCAGCCCUCGUUGUCGGAACUACAGGAAGGGCUAGCUAGAGGGGAAGGGUUUGGUAUUUUGGAUGCUGCCGGUAGGUCAACACCGCAGGUCGGUCCAUCUCAAUUGGCACAGUCUCAGAGAGCCGAGGUUUUUGGAAAUACACCUCUUUUCGUCACGCAGGCAGGAGCAUCCGAAUUCCGUUUUCCGAUGUAUUCUUCGCCUCAGUCCCAUGGUGCACCAACAAGCUCAACGGUGCUGGGGAUGCCCAUCAGAAGCUCGUCAGGGAUAGCAGCAUCUAGUUUUCCAUCGCGUGAGCACAUGAUCUAGCAGAUGCUAUUUCUGCUGCAGCAACAACCUGAGCUGCGAUCGGACAACAACUAAGUUGGCGCAAGUUCUCGCAAAGAAUCUGAAGCGCGAGUCCUUUUCCGUGGGAGAUCCAGCAGAGUUCUUAUUUUGGAUCUUAUUUUGGAUCUGAGACGUCGGAUGACACCCCACUUUUGAUUACCUUGUGUCGCUUUGGCUCCAUUUGUUUACAGGAACGCUGUCCAAAGUUGCACUCUCUUUCCUCCUUGGCCUUAGCGCCUGCCGAAUGUAGACAAAGAAGUUGGUUGCGUCAGUACGAAGGUAAUGACUGCAAUCGAUGCGGAUACAGUAGCAUACAUUACAAUCGAGCUUUGCUGACUGAAUUAAUAUUUCGAAUAAUUGGAGUCGUUCUUG
Phaeodactylum tricornutum CCAP 1055/1 is the source of this 2014-nucleotide messenger RNA. RefSeq lists its product with no specific name. Lineage: Eukaryota; Bacillariophyta; Bacillariophyceae; Surirellales; Neidiaceae. The coding region runs from base 809 to 1624 and encodes 271 amino acids. The record is from RefSeq and is a predicted model, not a curated record. The transcript is spliced from 3 exons.